GUCUUCGAGCUGUAAUUUUAAUCUAUCAGUGCAAUUGCACGGGGAUUUCCGCUAGUUUUAUUGACGAAGACAUGUAAGGUUCGUAGCAAUUGUCCCUGGGGAGAAAAAGGUUUGUAGCAAUUGCAGCCAAGAAUUCGGACCUAACAUACUGCUGCGGCUGUUACAAAACCGGCGUCUUCUCAAGCGCAACCACGGGAACGCCCCGAAAACAUCCGGCUGGACACCUCUAUAUAUACCCCUCUCAGCACCGCUCAAAACCCCAACCCAAACAAGCACGCCUUCCUCUUGGCCCCUGGUGUUUUCUUUUGCCUUGUCCUGCUUGUUCGGUGGUUUUCGUUCUCGACCGAUCGUCCCCGCGAUCGCAAUGACGAAGCACGCUACCUUCGCCGCCGAGGACGCAGUCACCGCCGUCGCAGCGGCGCCACCGCAACCGGGGAGGCACUUCACGUCCUUCCCGCCGCCGAGGGCACGCGGCUGCAGGAAGGCCGCGGCGCAGAUGGACUUCGCUGCUCUGGGUGUGGCCAGGACGGGGUCUUGGCUGGACUCCUCAAAGGCAUCCUCGCCGCGCCGCGCCGAGCACGACGACUGGAUGGAGAAGCACCCGUCGGCAUUGGCCAAGUUCGAGUCGGUUCUCGCCGCGGCGAAGGGGAAGCACAUCGUGAUGUUCCUCGACUACGACGGCACCCUGUCCCCGAUCGUCAAGGAUCCCGACAGCGCCGUGAUGACAGAGGAGAUGCGAGACGCGGUGAGAGGCGUCGCCGAGCAUUUCCCGACGGCGAUUGUGAGCGGGAGGUGCAGAGACAAGGUGUUCAACUUUGUGAAACUGGCAGAGCUGUACUACGCCGGGAGCCAUGGCAUGGACAUCAAGGGGCCCACGGCGCAGUCAAAGCACACCAAGGCAAAGGCUGAAGCUAUUGUGUGCCAACCAGCGAGUGACUUCCUGCCUGUAAUUGAGGAGGUGUACCGCACGCUGACGGCCAAGACGCGGUCCAUCCCCGGCGCGAGGGUGGAGCACAACAAGUUCUGCCUCUCCGUCCACUUCCGCUGCGUCCAGGAGGAGAAAUGGGGCGCUUUGGACGAUCAAGUUCGGUCAGUGCUGAAGGAGUACCCGGACCUCCGGCUUACCAAAGGGAGAAAGGUCUUGGAGAUCCGACCCUCCAUCGAGUGGGACAAGGGAAACGCCCUCGAGUUCUUGCUGGAGGCUCUUGGUUUUGCGGACAGCACCAAUGUUUUCCCAAUAUAUAUUGGAGAUGAUCGCACCGAUGAGGAUGCGUUCAAGGUGCUGCACAACAUGGGUCAAGGGAUCGGAAUCCUUGUGACCAAGAUUCCAAAGGAGACCAGUGCAUCCUACUCCCUGCGUGAACCUUCUGAGGUUAAGGAGUUCCUGCACAAGCUGGUGAGGUCCAAGAGCAAUUAAGCAACGGGACUGACAUGGUCCAAUCAGCAGGUGAAGAGCUAGAACUUAUGCAGAUCUGUCCAAGCGCAGAUCGUCCCAGCCAAGGACGAGCAGUAGAGCUAAUCGAUCGAUCUUCAGGCUUGAUCUGAUCGUCCGGUCCCUACCCGCGCGCGGCGACGCAAAUCGAUGACCGCCCGGGAGCACUAGUGCAAUUGCAAGGAAAGAUUUUCUUUGUUUUUUUUUCUUUCUGAGAGGAGCAGGGAGAGAAUAGUUGAGCCAAACUCUAGCCAGAGGAAGGAGGAGCCCUCGGCCAGAGCCGUGGCAACAGCUGCUCUGCCGCCGGCGCAGAGAUGCAGGAGGAGGAAGGUGAUGGUAGAUUGGGAGGUGGGCUGCAUGGCGGCUGCUAGGUAGGCUGGGUGCAUAUUGUGGCCCAUGGGCUAGGUAUUCUAUGAGGCCCUUGUCCCACUUCCAAUGCUACUCGAUCACGCCCCUGCUGUCUGCUUGGUUGAUUUCUCUACUGUAACUGAGAAACAACUAUGAACCAUCACAGCCAACUGCAGGAAAAACUUCUUUUUUCUAGUGAAAUAA
Molecule: messenger RNA, 1984 nt
Organism: Phragmites australis (common reed)
Lineage: Eukaryota; Viridiplantae; Streptophyta; Magnoliopsida; Poales; Poaceae
Product: trehalose 6-phosphate phosphatase RA3-like
Exons: 11
Coding region: 365-1417 (350 amino acids)
Biological process (GO): trehalose biosynthetic process
Molecular function (GO): trehalose-phosphatase activity
Source: RefSeq, a predicted model, not a curated record